CUCUCUCUCCCCCGCUCCCCACAUUCCACCCAAGGCGAUUUUCAGUUCUUCCGCGGGAGCCGACAUGGAAAGUUCUUCCGCCGCCGUCACCACCACCACCGCCGCCGCCAUGGAGGUCGAUGCCACCGCGAACCCGCCGCGUCAGCCAUCAGUUCAAUUCGCCCAAAAACCAAACUUCCGGCCCCUAAAAGCGCACGAAAUCUCCGGCGGCCAGAUCCAAUUCCGCAAAGUCUCCGUCCCGCCGCACCGCUACACGCCGCUGAAGAAAGCCUGGCUCGAAAUCUACACGCCGAUCUACGAGGAGAUGAAGAUCGACAUAAGGAUGAACCUCAAAGCCCGGCGGGUCGAGCUGAAGACCCGGCCCGACACGCCGGAGGUCGGAAACCUCCAGAAGUGCGCCGACUUCGCACACGCGUUCAUGCUCGGCUUCGACGUGAUCGACGCCGUCGCCAUGCUCAGAAUGGACGAGCUCUACGUCGAGUCCUUCGAGAUCAAGGACGUCAAAACCCUAAAAGGGGAGCACUUGUCACGCGCCAUUGGGCGAUUGAGCGGGAAAGGCGGAAGGACCAAAUUCGCAAUUGAAAACUCUACGAGGACCAGGAUUGUAAUUGCUGACACGAAGAUUCACAUACUCGGUUCGUUUGCGAAUAUUAAGGUUGCGAGGGAUUCGCUCUGCAGCUUGAUUUUGGGUUCCCCUGCUGCUAAAGUUUACUCCAAGCUUAGAGCUGUCAGUGCUCGCCUUGCCGAAAGGUUAUGAAUUUUGAAUUUUUUUUUUUUUUGAAUUUUUGUUUUGAAUUAAUCAGUUUUUUGCUAUUUGUGAUAUAUAGUAAUGGGUGUUCUGAGUUAUCUGUUUGUUACGAGAUACUGAAAUUUUGGCCCGUUUAGUAAUUCGAACAUUAUGCGUAUUGGUAAUUUAUCGGUAGGUGUGUUCUUUUUCGUGCAAUUUGUGAGCCCGGCUUCGUGUCUGGUAGUUUGAUUUUGAAUUGGUAGUUUAAUUUUGAAUGUAAUUAUGUCUUUCAGUUCUUAUCGGAAUUGUUAUGCGUUUCUU
This is a messenger RNA of Erythranthe guttata (spotted monkey flower), 1048 nucleotides long. RefSeq lists its product as uncharacterized. Lineage: Eukaryota; Viridiplantae; Streptophyta; Magnoliopsida; Lamiales; Phrymaceae. Gene Ontology annotation, molecular function: RNA binding. The record is from RefSeq and is a predicted model, not a curated record. Gene Ontology annotation, cellular component: nucleus.